Megalops cyprinoides (Indo-Pacific tarpon) is the source of this 3541-nucleotide messenger RNA. RefSeq names its product ring finger protein 111 (gene rnf111). The transcript has 14 exons. NCBI's taxonomy places the organism in Eukaryota, Metazoa, Chordata, Actinopteri, Elopiformes, Megalopidae. The record is from RefSeq and is a predicted model, not a curated record. Gene Ontology annotation, cellular component: cytoplasm; nucleus. Gene Ontology annotation, molecular function: ubiquitin protein ligase activity; SMAD binding; SUMO polymer binding. Gene Ontology annotation, biological process: ubiquitin-dependent protein catabolic process; positive regulation of DNA-templated transcription; positive regulation of transforming growth factor beta receptor signaling pathway. Bases 483 to 3494 code for a protein of 1003 amino acids.
CGAGAGCCAGCAUUGAGAAAAGGCUGCUUGGAGUAAAAGCUACAACGGACGCCUGGAUGAAGCAGGAAUGGAGACUUCAUCGCGGGCCUCGAUGGCAAACGGGAAAGGAUUUUUGUCUCAUCUGAGAAAAUAUACAAAACCAUCCAGCUGAAGCUUAUUUGUAUUAGCCGUUCGGUACAUAAAGGAAAAAAUACGAACUUAUAUGGAACCCCCCCCUCGUCUGUCUCCAUUGACCGUAGCGUUAACAUCGGGCCUUGGUUUUGUGUUGUCAGUUUCACAACCCGGCUGCUGACGUUUGCUCGCAGCGCUACUUUGUGUCCCCAUUUCGCUCAUUGAUAGUGAUUUCUAAUCCGAAAAGGGAGCAGCAGAAAACCACCAUCGUGUCUGACCUUUACUGUUGUGGGUGGAUCGUGGGGCCCCCGAUGGACCCCUAGGAGCUGGUGCCGCCAUCCAGCGCACCACUUCGGCAGGGAGCAGCCACGAUGAAGAGCGAGGUCCCGUCGGACGCGCCAGGCAGACAGGAGCGCCUGAAGGGGGCGCUGGCCAACCCUGAGCCAGUGGAGGCCGCCAAGAGCUUCCCCGCCGACAUGGAGGUGAUCAGCAAGGUGGGCAGCGAGUUUGCGCCGCUGUGCGCCGAGGCCCGGCGCCGGCCGCUCCGCGAGGUGGCCACCGGGGGCCGCAGGGACUCGGACAGGGCCCACCCCGGGCGCAAGAAGCGCAAGGGCCAGCAGGCGGGGCCCUCGGACUGCCCGCUGAAGGAGGGCCGCGUCUCCGGGGGGCCCCUGGGGCCCUCGCGCCACAGGGCCGCAGCGCCGGAGGCCCGGAGCGAGGACGAGCGCAACCCGGAGUCGUCUUUCAGCGACUGCGCCUCCUCGCCCUCCUCCAGCCUCCGCUUCGGGGACUCGGACACGCUCACCUCCGAGGAGGAGGAGGAGGAAGGGGGCGGGGCUGGGGCGGGGGCGGAGCCGCAGCAGCCUCAGACUCAGCAGCAGCAGCAGCAGCGCAAGGGGGCGGGCGCUGCGGGAGGGGCCGGAGGGGGAGGGGGAGGGGCCGCGGGGGUCGGGUUACGCCCCGCCCCGGGCCGGACUCGGGGCGGCAGGCCGCACAAGUGGGCGCGGCCGGAGGCGGAGCCCGUGCUGCUGAAGCGGCCGUGCCUGAGCGGCCGCCGCCUGCUCCACAGGAAGCGGCUGGUGAAGGCGGGGCCGGGCGCGGCCGGCGCCCCGCGGACUCAGAAGCAGAAGGAGCGGCUGCAGCUCCAGCGCAGGAAGCGCGAGGUCAUCGCCCGCAGGAAGUACGCCCUCCUCCACAGCACCAGCAGCUCCAGCGAGGAGCUGACCAGCGACUCCUCCUCGCCCUCCUCCACCGAGGGGGACGACGAGCUGUACGUGGACGUCAGCAGCGGCAGCAGCCAGCCCAGCAGCGCCGCCAUCGCCCCAGGUGCCCUGGAUGAAGACGUGGUGGUGAUCGAGGCGACGCCCGCGCCCCCGGUCCUGGCCAGCGAGGAGAUCAACGUCACCUCCACCGACAGCGAGGUGGAGAUCGUCACCGUCGGGGACAGCUUCAGGCCCCGCUCCGUGGGCGGCCAUGGCCGGAUGCACUGGGGGCCCAGCUGCUCCCAGAACCGGCCCCUGGAGCCGCGCGGGCGGCCCCGCGUCUCCACCGUCAUCCAGCCGCUCCGCCAGAGCGCCGGCGAGGUGGUGGACCUCACGGUGGACGAGGAGGAUCUCUCAGUAGUGCCAGCUACCUCCGACGGGGCGCGGCCCCAGCCCGUCAGCUCCUCCUCCUCGUCCUCCCGCAACGCCUCUACCUCAGAGCCCCUCCGCGAGGCCCCGGGGCCCUCCGGCGCCGGCCCCGCGCCCGACAGCACGCUGGGGCCGCAAGUGCACGCCUCCACAGCCGGCGCCGCGGCAGGGGAUGAUGCAAGAAGAGGCUCCUCUGGGCUUUCGGGGGAGAGCGGGGGCACGGCCAUGCCUCGGCUGCCGUCCUGCUGCCCCCAGCACUCCCCCUGCGGCGGCCCCUCCCCCGGCCACCUGUCGCUGGGCCACGCCCACUCCAGCUGCCUGCAGGCCCCGCCCCCACAGCAGCCCCAGGCCCAGCACGGACACACGCACCAUUUCCACCACCACCACCACCACGCGCCCCCUGCCCCCAUGCCCCUGUCCUUCCCCGAGCCCAGCUGCCCGCUGGAACGGCCCACCGCCGUGCCCGCCCCCUGCGGGGGGGUCAGCGGCGCCAGCAGCCAGUACCACGACCAGACUCUUCCGGUGGACCUGAGCAACAGCGCCAUCCGGGGCGGCGGGACCUUCCACGGCACCUCGGCCUUCGACCCCUGCUGCCCGGGCUCGUCCUCGCGGCCGCCGGCGUAUGCCUCGCAGGCGGCGGCGCCGGGCCCCAGCCAGGCCGGCGCUGUGGACACAUACGGCUCCGCCAUGGUGGCCCCGCCCCAGGCCCCGCCUCAAGCCCCGCCCCCGGCCCAGCUGUCCUCUUGCAGGCAUUACAUGCACCCCAGCUAUGGGCCCCUGGCUCGGUCCCUUCACCAGACCUCGUCCACCUGCCCCCACUCGCACGGCAACCCCCCGCCCCCUCCCCAGCCCCCUCCCCCUCCUCAGGCCGACUACGUCAUCCCCCACCCGGUGCACCCGUUCCACGCGCCCCUGCCCUCCCACGCCCCGAGCCACGCCGUGCCCCCGGCGCCGCCGCCCUCCCUGCCGGCCCACGCCCCGCUGCCCCCCGAGCACCAGCCCCUCCCCCACCACAUGCCGCAGCUGGGGUCGUCGGUGCAGCGGCUGCACCAGCACGAGAUGCUGCACAGGAUGGAGGCCCAGCGGCGCCGCAUGCUGCAGCACCCCACGAGGGCGCACGAGCGGCCGCCGCCCCACCCGCACAGAAUGCACCCCAACUACGGCCACGGUCACCACAUACACGUGCCACAGACCAUGUCCUCGCACCCGCGCCAGCCUGACCAGAGGACCACCUGGGAGCUGGGGAUCGAGGCCGGAGUGACGGUGGCGCCGUACCCCCCGGGACACCUGCACCCCCACCUGCCCCACUACCAUGCUCCCCCAAGGCUGCACCACUUCCCCAUCCCCUUCAUGCACACCGGCAUGUCGGAAGUGACCUACCCUCACAUUCGCUACAUCUCAUCCAGGAUGACUGGAUUCGGACGAACCUAUGAAGACCUGCUCCAUUUGGAGGAGCGACUGGGGACUGUGAACCGCGGUGCCUCUCAGGGAACCAUAGAGAGAUGCACUUACCCACACAAGUACAAAAAGAGAAAGCUCCACGGCAAGCAGGACGAGGACGAGGGGGCGGAGGAAGACACGGAGGAGAAGUGCACCAUCUGUCUGUCCAUACUGGAGGAAGGGGAGGACGUCAGACGCCUUCCCUGUAUGCACCUUUUCCAUCAGCUGUGUGUCGACCAAUGGCUCCUCACCAACAAGAAAUGCCCCAUUUGCAGAGUGGACAUAGAGGCGCAGCUGUCUGCAGAGAGUUGAUGCUGUUUUUUUUUUUUUUUUCUCGCAACCCUUUAAUUUUUUUUUGU